AUGGCAAGCGACCGUACUUGUUGCAAUACCGUUCAUGUUCACGUAAGGCUUUUUUUAAUAGACUAGCUUUUUAUUACUCUAUUACUGAUUGUGAGAUUUUUCUGUCUUUUUUAACGUUUUUACAGUUUUCUACAGUAAAAAAACAUGAAAAAAUACCUUUUAAUCAGGGUGACCCCAGAUUUAAAUGUAUUUUUACAUCUGCAGGGUAAUCAUUGAUAAGCUUUAACACAUCCUUAUGUUUAGUUAUACUUUUAGACUGCAGUGUUUAUUAUCGCACUCCUCUUACUAGCAUUAUCCACGGUUUCCUGUGUUCAGUGCUUCCUUGCAGAGACUUUAGACUGGUACACCAUAGGAGGAUCAAUUUUUGCCAUGCUGAUUUUCUUGAUGUUGAUGAUUGGAAAUAGAACGAACAGUGUCGGAUUCUACUGUCCUUUUUUGUUUUUAAACGUAAGUAUUUCGAUUUGUUCGUUCACGGAUAUAGCGUUUUCGUAGUGGGAUCCACGGACACCAUUAUACUAAAGUUAAUAUUGUUGUUGAUGGUUAUUUCUACUAGGUUGUAAAAAUUAUUAGGGGUUUUCUUUCAAAACAAAUUUGUGGUGUUAGAAAGCACAGAAUUAUGUGAACACCCUAAUAUAUAAUCGCUCUAAAAACUUUUCAAAAAUAGUUUAUUUCAGAUUUUAUGCAUCAUCGUCAUGGUUCUGCUCUGUGUCAAAUUCGGCGUUGACGUUUUUUUUGGAAUCUCAAAAAUAGCCGAGGAUCAAAAAAUGAUGAUUUCAGUUGCAGUCUUUUUUGGAAUUCAAUUUGCGUUACUGGGACUACAAUUGUACAUUACUUUGCUUGUGAUGAGAGACCGCAACCAUCUGAAUGCUUUGAAUAACGGUCCUUAG
This is a messenger RNA of Bursaphelenchus okinawaensis, 887 nucleotides long. NCBI's taxonomy places the organism in Eukaryota, Metazoa, Nematoda, Chromadorea, Rhabditida, Aphelenchoididae. The record is from the annotation of a GenBank genome assembly.